Molecule: messenger RNA, 930 nt
Organism: Fraxinus pennsylvanica
Lineage: Eukaryota; Viridiplantae; Streptophyta; Magnoliopsida; Lamiales; Oleaceae
Source: the annotation of a GenBank genome assembly
AUGAAUUCACUCCUCUCCACUUCACCCUACCCACAUUUCUCACUUACCCAAAACCGCUCCUCUCUCUUCAAACAAGCCCCAAAACCAAUCCUUUUCCUCCACCCUUCCAAACCCCUAAAAUGCUACUUCAACAAUUCUUUCUACCAACCAAACACCUCUACAACCCACAAUCCCAAAACCCCAUCUCCAGAUUCCCUAUUGCUCAACCUCUCUGCCUCCGCCCCGCAGACUCCUGCCACCGCGAUACGCGGGGCUGAGGGAGACGCCAUGGGCUUAUUACUGAAGGAAAGAAUUGUCUUUUUGGGGAACGACAUUGAUGAUUUUGUAGCUGAUGCUAUUAUCAGUCAGCUGCUUAUGCUCGACGCUCAGGACCCUACUAAGGAUAUUCGACUGUUUAUUAAUUCCCCAGGUGGCUCCCUAAGUGCUACAAUGGCCAUCUUUGAUGUAGUACGGCUUGUAAGGGCUGAUGUCUCCACAGUUGCACUGGGCAUUUCAGCAUCAACUGCUUCUAUAAUUCUUGGUGGUGGCACAAAGGGCAAGCGCUUUGCAAUGCCCAAUACACGAGUCAUGAUACAUCAACCACUGGGGGGUGCUAGUGGCCAAGCAAUAGAUGUGGAAAUUCAAGCUCGGGAAGUUAUGCACAAUAAGAAGAAUGUCACAAAACUUAUAUCUGAGUUCACCGGUCGAUCACUUGAACAAGUUGAAAAAGAUAUUGAUAGAGAUCGUUACAUGUCCCCUAUUGAGGCUGUUGAAUAUGGCAUAAUUGAUGGAGUUAUUGAUGGAGAUAGCAUUAUACCACUUGUGCCUGUUCCUGAAAAGACAUCCCUGACGAUGAGAUAUAUUAGCUGGGCCAGUAUUACAAGUUUGUAUUUUAAGGUGGCUGGAGCUGUUGAGGAAGCUCACACAGGACUAGCUUGCCCUUGCUGCUGA